AUGCCCAUCCCAACUCGCUCAGCCUCGCUGCGCGAGCCCCGUAAACACGUCUCAAAUAUCGCACGACCCACGAAAAUCUCCCCAAACACAACCGCCCCAAAGGAACCGGUUCGAUCGAAUAAUGACAACCGCCCGUCUCCCUCGCCGGCCGAGGCUGUCAUGAAAGAACAGGGCCCGACCGCUCGAGGGAGAAUCCCACUCCCUCAGCGCAGCAAUACCCAGGAGAGUAGCCGUACAGGCCAGCUACGGUUCCAGCCACCCGGCAGCAGAUCGAUCCCACGAGACCCCUCACCGAUGAGACAUGAGGCAUCACCUGUCAAGAAGCAAGCUCCGUCAGAGUCGAUGGCAGUAAAGCCCGUGGUGCCUCCAACCAGGCGGCAAAGCAUCAUGCGACCUAGCGCGAUUAAGAUACCCGCCACUAAAUCUACGACUUCUACAUCGAAGAGCUCGGCGCCUCCGUUUGCGCCGCCCUCACCCCGAAAACCAACAGGUAGACGGUCACCCGUGCAACCAGUGCAACCCCCCGCGAGGAGACCCGCAUCACCAAAGAAAACGGAGAUGCUGCCCCCACCGCGCCCUGCGCGGUCUGCUUCCCUAAGGCAGCCUGUCAGUGCCGGGAAGAUUCCACCAGUGGCCAAGGGCCAUACGCGACACCGAAGCCAAUUGACGCAAAGCACCAAGCCAGUCGAAUCAACGUCAACGCAGCGUUCUCGCGCGAUAUCUACGUACCAACGGCCCUCCUCCCCCAAAAAAUUCUCCAAGCCCCCCACGCCGACCCCCGGAAGCGGGCCUCAGCCGGAUAAUCUGCUCAUUCCCUCGUCAUGGCCGGAUAUCACAGCAUUGCAGACAGAGCUCCUCCAACUCAGCCUGUCUCACUUGAAUCUGACGCACCAACAUUCCGAGUGGAAGUCCGAGUCUGAAUUACAUCUACAAAGCAAAUACGAAGGCGUUGCUGCUCAGUACCGCUCUUUGGUUGCUGAUGAAACUAGACAUCAGUAUCAACUCAAUGUCCAUGCACUGGGACUCUGGCUGUCCAACUGCCGUGAACAUCGUGGCUCGCAUGACUUCCCAGAACAAAUACAAAUUCUGUCACAGGUCCUGCAGGAAGUUUCGGACAUGAUUGCGGAAAGUGGACCUUACUCCUAUAUUGUGAUGACCUUCAGAGCGUGGCUCGGGCAAGCAGAGAAGAUCCGCCAGGCCCGUGGACCAGGGUGCGUUGACGUUACUUUCGUCGACCCUCUUCCUCGAAGUUGGAAGGAACCCGUUCAAACCCUGGGAUCUAAGCUGGAACUUUUCUCCCGGCAGCUUCAAGCGCUGGAUAUCCUUGGCUUCGGGCAGGUAGAGCGUGUGGAGCAAUCUGCCCUCGCAAGAGUAGCGAGGACCCUGGCCGACCUCAUCCAACUGAUGGUGCAAGAGAUGCGAGCUCUGCGCACGCUAGAAAUGGAAGUUGUACGUUCUGAGAGAGAGGCUGUCAGUCUCCUUGCGAGUCGACUUGCAGGCUCGGCGAGGGAAUCUAAGGCUCCAAAGGCUGGAGCCUGGAGAUGCUAG
This is a messenger RNA of Penicillium olsonii, 1548 nucleotides long. NCBI's taxonomy places the organism in Eukaryota, Fungi, Ascomycota, Eurotiomycetes, Eurotiales, Aspergillaceae. The record is from the annotation of a GenBank genome assembly.